AUGCAGCUGAAGCAAGGUUCCCUAUCUGUGGCGGACUACACAAGCAAGUUUGAGGAGCUUUGUAGGUUUUCUAAGGUAUGUCAGGGUGCCCCAGAGACUUAUGAAAGCUGGAAAUGUAUAAAGUAUCAGAGGGGGCUGAAGGACAAUAUUAUGACUGCUGUGACUCCAAUGGAGAUCCGUUUUUUCUCUGACUUGGUAAAUAAGGCAAGAGUGGUGGAGGAGUAUGCCAAGACCGUGGCGACAUCCAAGGACACUCAUGGAGGGAGCUCUAGUCGGGGGCAUGGCAAGUAUUUUCAUCCGAGGGGUCUGAUUGGUAUAGGUGGGUGCUUCAACUGUGGCUUGCCUGGUCAUUUUGUGAGGGAUUGGACACGUGGGAAGAACCCAAGUGUGGGUCAGAGUCAGCACCAGGGGCAAGUUUUUGCUAUGAAUGCCAAGGAUGAUUCCAAGGCGGAUCCGUUGAUGAGAGGUAUUUAUUUAAUUGGUGAUCAGACCUUAAUUGUAUUGUAUGAUACUGGGGCUUCACAUUCAUUUAUUUUGUUUGCUAAGGUUGAGGAAUUAAGCUUGAAAGUGUCAGAGUUACCAUUUGAUCUGCAUACAAUUCGGUUUAUGCCAGAAGGAGAAAAUGGAGUAGUGAUAGCUGAAGGUUAUUACAUGAACUCGGUGAUGGUGCACUGUAGUGGGGAAGAGUGUCAGGGUUAUAUUCUGUUGGCUGUGAACACAUUAGGUGAUAAUCAAGAACUAGAUCAGAUACCGAUGGUUAGAGACUUUCCGGAGGUAUUCCCAAAAGAUAUCCCUGAAUUCCCACCUCAACGGGAGAUUGAGUUUGAGAUUGAAUUGGUGCCAGGAGCCAGACCAGUGUCGAUUGCGCCAUAUAGAAUGGCUCUGAUAGAGCUAGCAGAGUUAAAGACUCAGUUGGAAGAGCUUCUGAACAAGAGGUUUAUUCGACUGAGUGUAUCACCAUGGAAGCGCCAAUUUUAUUGGUAA
This is a messenger RNA of Arachis ipaensis, 984 nucleotides long. RefSeq lists its product as uncharacterized. Lineage: Eukaryota; Viridiplantae; Streptophyta; Magnoliopsida; Fabales; Fabaceae. The record is from RefSeq and is a predicted model, not a curated record.